This is a messenger RNA of Helobdella robusta, 1575 nucleotides long. RefSeq lists its product as hypothetical. Lineage: Eukaryota; Metazoa; Annelida; Clitellata; Rhynchobdellida; Glossiphoniidae. The coding region runs from base 1 to 1575 and encodes 524 amino acids. Gene Ontology annotation, biological process: coenzyme A biosynthetic process. The record is from RefSeq and is a predicted model, not a curated record. The transcript has 9 exons. Gene Ontology annotation, cellular component: nucleus; cytosol. Gene Ontology annotation, molecular function: pantothenate kinase activity; ATP binding.
AUGGAAUCUUUGUUAACUGAGUCAUCAUCAUUUUCUUCGUCAUCAGCAUCAUCUUCUUCAUCGCCAUCAUUGCUAUCAUCAUUACCACAGAGAAAUGAUGACGAUGGCGAUGAGGUUAUUAAAGUUCCGCACGAGAUUAUGGGAUUUCCGCUUGGUUUCGUUAUCGAUGCAGGCUGUUCGGCUGUCAAAGUUUUGUACAGAUCAUUAGAAGAUUAUAAAGAUGGAAAAUUAUUAAAGCCUUCAGAUAGUGGCCUACUGCAUCUCAGAUAUUUUAACAUGGAGGACGUGGAGAAAAUAAUCGACUUCCUGAAAAACAAUUGUGACGUCAUUUCUACCGGAAACGGAAGUGAAUGCGAUAGAGUCACGUGGUACAUGACAGGGUUGACGACGCAGUACAUAAAGAAGGAUUUAGAAGAAAAUUUUGAGAUCAAAUGCUAUCUCUUCUCUGAAACUGCGGCCCUGAAACGAGCCCUAUCCGACCUGGACACCCUUAACUUAGGGACGUACGAUUGCCAGCUAAGCGCUGUUGAAUACGUGAGAGAAUACAUUAAGAUGCUGUUUGUGGCCAUCAAACAAUGGGAGGCCACCGGCGAAAACGCUUUUAGUUGGGCCAAAGAUAAUGAAGCUGGUAAAGCUGCUGCUGCUGCUUCUGCUGCUGCUGAUAGUGGUGGUAAAAAUAAUAGUGAAAAUGGUGGUACUUGUGGUAGAAAGGGUGAUGGCAAAAAGGAGGGUGAGGAUGAAAAUGUUGAUGAAGAACCAAGGGCAAUAGCUAGUGGACCGGAUGGGGAUGAAGAUGGGGAAGGUACAACUAAACGAGAAACUGUUGAUAACGGCCAAAAUGACCAGCCAACUUCAGACGGAAAUGUUUGUCCGGUGGUCCAACUAAUAACCGAAAGCGACCUCCAGGGAUGGGCGGAUAAGUACUUGAAACCAACCGACCGUAGAUUAGCAACACCCUCUCUCAUUCUUCUGUUCGGAUCGUCUGCUAAAUUUUUGAUGUUGGAUGAGAAGUUGAAGAUGCGAACGGUCGGCCACAUGCCCAUGUCAGGGAAGACCCUCUGUGGAUUGGCUGAAGAACUCCUCGGUGAAAAGGAUUUCGACAAAUUUAUGAAGAUGGCAGAGGAUGGCGAUGCUGAGAGGGUGAAUACAAUGGCGGGAGAUUUGAGAUGUGAGGAUCACAAGGAUGAAGACUGGUACGCGGCCUUCCCGGACAACCUGCACGUCUUUGACCUUGGGAAACUGUCAUCAGGGACUGCCAACGGCAAGGGCAAAUACAGCAGGAACGAUUUGGCGGCGGGCCUUCUUAGCUACCAGUGCAAAAUGAUCGGCAAGUUUGCCUACCUGAAUAGUAGGGCCCUCAACGUUGAAGAUGUGUACAUCUGUGGUUCACCCCUUAGGUACCAGCUGGCUAGGAAGAUGGUUGAGACGAGUUUCUUCCUAGAUUCAUUUACUAAUUGUCUUAUAAAAGGUCGCAUAACCAGGCUGCACUUCAUACAACACCCCGGAUUUCUAGUUGGAUUGGGACUAUGGCUGACCAAUUUGGAUUUGUACGAUGAGUCGAAACAAAGACAAUAA